Molecule: messenger RNA, 625 nt
Organism: Xyrauchen texanus (razorback sucker)
Lineage: Eukaryota; Metazoa; Chordata; Actinopteri; Cypriniformes; Catostomidae
Product: meiotic recombination protein REC114-like
Exons: 5
Coding region: 1-603 (200 amino acids)
Source: RefSeq, a predicted model, not a curated record
AUGGAAAGACAGAGUUCAGGUACAGAAACUUCGAAAGCCGUGACAAUUUCAAACCACGUUUGGAAGCUAAAACGCUAUGGUCGUUUUAUUCCCAAAACAAAAUCUAAAGCCUCAGGGAGAGACUCCGCAUGGAAGAUUUUUGAGUCCUGUGAAAAGUCUGGCCAGCUGGAGUUGAAUAUUUUGGGCUCUGGUCAUCUGCUAGUAUCUCAAGGCCAGGAAGUCUUGGAGGGCUUUUCUCUACUCAAUGCACAAAGCUUUUUGAAAAUUCAGCACAAAACAGACAGUCUGCUGUUCAACAUUACAGUAAAGGGAGAGAACCGUCUGAUCAGACUGCAGUUUGAUGGGAGUAGUCGGGCUGAAGCCGCAGGUUUUUGCAGUAAAGCAGUAGAGAUGUUGCAGAUUUAUGUACCUGUGCAGGAGCACACGAUAACACCUUCCUCUGCAGCUACACCAGCUUCUGCUGCUCUAACCAAUCCUGCAGAACCUGGAACCUCUGAACAACAGCAGAAGGCCUCUGAAGAUGCUCCACAGGCAGCCCCUGCCAUUGCCAUGGGAUCAUUGUCAAUCGAACACCUUUCUCAGGUACCAUUGUAUUGUGAUUGACUUGAAGGCUGCUGAAAUGAAC